UUGCUCACUAAGAUAAAAAAAAAAAUCGCAAUCGAAAAUCGAAAUUCAUCGCCGAGUCAGAUCUAUAAAAUUCAUUCAAUCUUCAAUCCAGAUCUCAAACCGUCCCAAUGGCUCUCGAAUGGGUUGUCUUAGGCUACGCGGCGGCCGCGGAAGCGAUCAUGGUCAUCCUCCUAACCAUGCCUGGCCUCGACGCCCUCCGCAAAGGACUGAUCGCCGUCACGCGCAACCUCCUGAAACCGUUUCUCUCCAUCAUACCUUUCUGCCUCUUCCUCCUCAUGGACAUCUACUGGAAGUACGAGACCCGGCCUUCCUGCGACGGCGACUCCUGCACCCCUUCCGAGCACCUCCGUCACCAGAAGUCGAUCAUGAAGUCUCAGCGCAACGCCCUCCUGAUCGCGUCGGCGCUGGUUUUCUACUGGAUUCUCUACUCCGUCACGAAUCUCGUCGUGAGGAUCGAGCAGCUUAACCAGAGGGUUGAGAGGCUUAGGAAGAGGGAGUAAAGCUUUUUGGUUCGUUUCUUUCUGCGUUUUCUUCGUUUUUUAAUGUAUGCUUUUAUCUUGUGGAGAGGUUGUAAGGAUCUAUGCUCUGUUAUCUUUGAUUAGUAUGAUGAAUCUGUUUACAGUUUGAUAA
Molecule: messenger RNA, 630 nt
Organism: Raphanus sativus (radish)
Lineage: Eukaryota; Viridiplantae; Streptophyta; Magnoliopsida; Brassicales; Brassicaceae
Exons: 1
Coding region: 108-500 (130 amino acids)
Biological process (GO): endoplasmic reticulum to Golgi vesicle-mediated transport; intracellular protein transport
Cellular component (GO): endoplasmic reticulum membrane; endoplasmic reticulum
Source: RefSeq, a predicted model, not a curated record